CUUCAAAACAUUUUUAGAAAUCUCAAGCAGUGUGUUUCAUAUCCUUGGAAUAAAUGACAUGUUCUCACUUUUUCAAUAAUGAAUACAAAUGCAUUAAAAACCAUUCAUAGUGCAGCCUCUUAUGCAUCAGGAGACUGCUGGAAGAAACAGAAGAGAGCAAUAAUAAAGUUCAUUAAGAGAAGCCAUUCAUAAUUAUAAUUUGAAGCAUGAAAUGUUACAAAAAGCACAGACAGAGAACUGAGAACGCAGAGACGCGAGAAAUAGCAUCAUCUCAUUAAAGUGAAUCAGUUCAAAGUGGCUCUAAAUAUAGAGAUAACAUGAGAUUCAACAGCAGUUUCAUAAUCCUCCUUACCAACCACUUCUGUGGAAACAAAAAAAACCUUCGUCCUCAGCUGUAACAUGUGCUGCUUAACCUCUGAUGUCCAACACACUCAUUAUGAGCCAUUAGACUACUAGCAGCCACUUAACUACCGGUUCAUGCUACUAACUAACCGCAGUCGGUACAGAGACACAGCAUGGAGCAUUUCAACAGAAUCACAGCUCCUGCUUCGGAUAAACUUAGGCAGCUCCAAAAAAUCGUCCAAGACAUAAAAAAGAAUGACGACAGCCUUUUCAACAGACUAAAAAGGUUUCAGACAGAACAAACAGCUAAUUUUCUCAAAACCGGGAGAAAUACAUUGGACCGAAUAAAAAAGAAAAGACCUCCGAAAGUACCAGUGCGAGACUAUCAAGGUGAAGCUCCAGAUUCUGAGAAGGACUCUGACUCAGAUUUUGACAGUGACACGUACGAGGACCCUCAGGGGGAGCACGAUGAUAGCUACGAACCCCCGCCGAGGCUUGACGGACACAUGAAGGGCUUUACGGUCAGCCCGUCCAUCACCAACACCAGAGGAGAGUAUGUGGACAGCUGUCGGGGUCGACAGGCAAAACCAAACCAUCCUUUCCAUGUGCAACAGAGGCACAAACCCCCUCGACUGACCCACCGCAGCCUGCCAGAGGAAGAUGAUGUAAUAACGGCUUGUAUUGAUAACACAGACUUUCAUUUAGUGCACAAUAAAGUCCUGAUGCUGAAGCUCUCUCCUCCGUUCAGGGCGAUUACAUUGAGCCGGAAGACCAGACAGACAUUAUUGAUGAUAAUUACAUUGACCCCACUGAGAAAACACCAUCAAGAGAAUUCUCAGUCUAAGACAAGGAGUAACUCGAGUCUGCAACCCAGCACACAGAUGGCGCCACCUAAAGCCAGUCCACGAAUGGACAUCAAAAGCCCAAAAACUCCAGAACCACAGUCAGAGGACGAGUAUGAGGUGUGUGACGCAGAAGACAGUGUUAAUGAAGGGCCAGAGGAGACCACAGAGGCCUGCAGACCAUCAAUACCCACACCGCUACCUAGAGACCUGAACAAACCUAAUCCUCCUUUGAUACGGAAACCAAACAUUGCUCACAGGGAGAGUGAAGCCACAUCAAUUAAAACAACACCAGUGACUAUACCACGAAGCCCACCGGACACCAUGCCGAGCCCAUCAGCAACAGGGUUCCAUCGAGCCAAGAUGCCUCUGCCUCGGCAACUUCCCUCCCAGAGCAGAGGGAUGUUGCCUUCAGACAGCAGAUCAGCUAGAGAUGCUGAAGAGGAAGCUGGUGUGUAUAAAAAGGUUUGGUAUGCCAGCAGCUGUGACCGCAGGACAGCAGAGGACGCUCUCAUACGCUCAGCUAAGGACGGCUCUUUUCUGCUCAGGAAGAGCUCUGGUGUGGACGCACAGCAGCCGUACACCCUGGUGGUGUUUUACAACAGUCGCGUUUACAACAUCCCUGUCCGCUACAUCGCUUCCACCAAACAGUAUUCUUUAGGGAAAGAAAAACAAGGAGAGGAGCGUUUCAGCAGCGUCUCAGACAUCAUUGAGAACCACCAGAAGAAUCCUCUAGUGCUGGUCGACUCACAAAGCAACACCAAAGACUACACCAAACUCAGACACGCAGUCAAGCCAUGAGACAUUCAUGACAAAUAUAACUGCAUUGAGAGGGUGCUGACAUUCGUUCAUCUGUGUGGUAGUUUCACAUUCACCUUUAUCGGGGAUGGAAACAGAUAUGCUUGCAAAGCUGGAACUUGCUGCUACUUUUAUAACUUAUUUAGCCGAAUGACAGGUUACAGGCAGAGACGCGGUAUUUUUAUUUUGACGGUGACUAAAGUAUGUGUUGCGCAUUUAAAAAUACAGC
Molecule: messenger RNA, 2211 nt
Organism: Carassius carassius (crucian carp)
Lineage: Eukaryota; Metazoa; Chordata; Actinopteri; Cypriniformes; Cyprinidae
Product: B-cell linker protein-like
Exons: 20
Coding region: 516-1985 (489 amino acids)
Biological process (GO): intracellular signal transduction; cell surface receptor protein tyrosine kinase signaling pathway
Source: RefSeq, a predicted model, not a curated record